AUGGCUUCUACAGAUUCUGGCAUGGAAAAAUUUAAAGGUACAUGGGAUUUUGUAAAUAGUGAAAAUUUUGAUGAAUGCUUACGAGAAAUGGGUAUUUCAUGGUUAAUACGUCAAGCUGCAAAAGCUGUAACGAAAGAAAAAAUGACCAUUAGUACAGAUAAUAAUGGGAAAUGGACAGUGAAAUCCGAAUCAACAUUUAAAACUACAGUGUAUGAGUUCACAUUAGGCGUUGAAUUUGAUGAAGUACGUGCAGAUGGAGCAGAAGUAAAAUCAACAAUAACAUAUGACAAUGAGACUGGUCGUUGGAUUCAUAACGCAAUUGAUAAACAAGGAAAGAAAGUGCAUCUUGAACGAUUUAUUGAUGAUGAAGGUCAACAACAAGUUGAAUUCACAUGUGGUCAUGUUAAAGCUCGACGUUGGUAUAAAAGAAUAGAAUAA
Molecule: messenger RNA, 438 nt
Organism: Adineta steineri
Lineage: Eukaryota; Metazoa; Rotifera; Eurotatoria; Adinetida; Adinetidae
Source: the annotation of a GenBank genome assembly